CUGACGUUUUGAAGAGGGGGCAUGUUAGAUGCUCACAGGAUAAUUAACUACCCCAACGCCUUGCCUGGAUAUGCCUAAUUUGGUUAAUCGUGUCGUCUGGAGGAGAUUCUUUGAGAUGGAGUAGGAGAUUAGAGAAAAACUCGCAAUCCUCCGUACUCUCACUCCCUUGUACUGGCUGCGCUCGCAGAUUCCCAGCACGUGUCGAACCAGUGUGUCAGUUGCAGUCCACAUCCGGAGAAUACUGAGUUAAAUUUCGGAGCGUUUCGGCCUUGAACCCACCCAUCUCCAGCCAUUGCCGUGCGCCCCCAAGGCAUGGCGGGAUCGACCGCCUACCCGGUCUCGAUUUCCGAAAUUGAGUUUCCCUCCCAGGCUCAGAGUCUGUCGCAUAUCCUUUCGGAUCUCAAGAGAGCAGCGUUGUCUAUAACCAAUAGGCUGAAAUCUAUCGAAAGUGAUUCGCAGUUUGCCCAGGGAGUCUCCGAGCACUAUCGUCUACCAUUAAUAGCAAACGAACGGUGUGGCAGUUGGUAUAUUCAACCCGAGAGAAAAGUAGGAAGCGCGUAUUUCAAAAGUACCGAUGGCCAUGCCGGUCAAUGGGACUUCAGUCUCCGUCGGCUCAACCUACAGGUUCUCGACGUUCUUAGUCAAUACGGAGGAUGCAUCGUUGUGGACUCGACAAGAAGGGGCAAGGCAAUCCCUGAUGCCCUCUCGAAAACUGCUCCUAUCUGGGCUGCAGUGAUGAACAAAACUCUGUUUCCCGAUGAGCCUGCAUACCAUAAUGUUCAGUUCCCGCCAGACUUCCUUGGCGCCUCCGAAGAGUCACAAAUUGAAGGCCGAAUUGACGGGUUUGUGGCUGCAUUCAAGGCCCUGGGACUGGACCUGGAAUCGCUGAAGAAUAGGAUGGGAAAACCCGUCCGCUUAUCGUGGGCAACAAGGGAUUAUUUUUAUCCUGAAUACCCCCAAAAUAGGAAUUUUCAUCUAAUGGUUUUGUGUUCCGCCUCAAAACGCGUGCGAGGUGCUGAAAUGUCAGAAGGUGGGUAUAUCCAGGGCGCAGGCGAUGACAGUGAAGGGUGGGCAUGUGGUCUCACGCCGGAUAUAUUUUGGAACAAUCGAGAACUUCUCCUCAAAUCCAGGGAGGAGACGCUACCGGAAUUGAUUGGAGGCUUGGUUGAGAAGGAACGUCAAACUUCUUCAACUGAGCAGGCAACAUUGAUCAAACCAACCAAAAACAUCUUUGUUGGAAAAAGCGAAUCGCUCAACGUCCCGGAUAUCCCCUUCGACUUGAUCAUUGAUUGUCAUGGCGACCCCAACCUGUCACAGGGUCCAAUAUUAAAUCUGGGCUGCGUCGCAGGUAAACUUGGGAGCCGCAAUUUACGAAAGGUUCUAGACAAGGUUGAGAAAUUCGUAUCCCGCAACCUAGAAGAAGAUUUGUCCCAGUCUCUGGUCAUAGUAUGCGAUACAGGGAAAGAUUUAUCUGUUGGAACAGCUCUUAUGAUAAUCUGUCUGUUCUUCGACGACGAUGGGUCCUACAUACGAUUGCAAUCCGGCAAACCCAUUAACAAGCAAUAUAUCCGUCAGCGGUUGGCAUGGAUAGUGUCAUCAAAACAUGAUGUUAACCCGUCGCGGACCACGCUGCAAUCUAUCAAUUGGUACCUCAUGGAAAGACACGACUGA
Molecule: messenger RNA, 1671 nt
Organism: Coccidioides immitis RS
Lineage: Eukaryota; Fungi; Ascomycota; Eurotiomycetes; Onygenales; Onygenaceae
Product: initiator tRNA phosphoribosyl transferase
Exons: 5
Coding region: 313-1671 (452 amino acids)
Biological process (GO): charged-tRNA amino acid modification
Cellular component (GO): cytoplasm
Molecular function (GO): tRNA adenosine(64)-2'-O-ribosylphosphate transferase activity
Source: RefSeq, a predicted model, not a curated record